GAAACCAAUCAAUUGUACAACAAACCAAUCGUGUUUACACGAAACCAAUCAAUUGUACAACAAACCAAUUGUGUUUACACGAAACAAAUCAAUUGUACAACAAACCAAUCAAUUGUACAACAAACCAAUCGUGUUUACAAGAAACAAAUCAAUUGUACAACAAACAAAUCAAUUGCACGACAAACCAAUCAAUUGUAUAAGAAACCAAUCGUGUUUACAUGA
Molecule: messenger RNA, 222 nt
Organism: Lottia gigantea (owl limpet)
Lineage: Eukaryota; Metazoa; Mollusca; Gastropoda; Lottiidae
Exons: 1
Source: RefSeq, a predicted model, not a curated record